Messenger RNA from Labrus bergylta (ballan wrasse), 1368 nucleotides. NCBI's taxonomy places the organism in Eukaryota, Metazoa, Chordata, Actinopteri, Labriformes, Labridae. The record is from RefSeq and is a predicted model, not a curated record.
UCCACAGAAGGCAGUACUUAAACUUGUAAGAUCUCAGAGUGAUGCCAGUUCAAUUGCAUCUGAUGACACAAUAAUAUUGCCUCAUGCAAUGACUCCAGAAAGGACCCAGAGAUGGCCGGAUGUUUGUCCAGUGCCAGCUUUUUCUUAUGAAGUAGAACUCAUACUUGUUGAGGGAAAUUUGAAUCAUGAGAGAACAGGGAAAACCCUGAAGUUAUCAAGGGGACAGAAGCAUGACAUUCUUGAAACCCUUGCAUCCAAAAUGCAUAGCUUUAAAGCAUAUCCCAGUGAUAAAGACAUUUCAGUGGUUGCAGAAGCGCUUGUCACCACCCAUCCUUGUCUUAAAGAACCAGGAACGCAGACAGGAUGGUAUGGUUGGAAAAAUAGUCUGAAGUUUAAGAUGGGUAACUUCUGCACUAAGUUGAGUCGGGCAGGAUAUAGUGAGGUAGCUGUAAAUUCUGGAAAGAGAAGCAGAAACAACCCUGACAAACAAUCUCCCCACACUGACAUAAAGAGACCAAAAAGGGCAGAAGUGAAUUUUCUCCCCAACUUUCCAAAAGGAGAAGAUGGUUCAAGCCUUGAGCGACAGAGACUCCAGAUUGUAGAUGAAGUUAUAAGGACUGACAAAAACCUCCCUCUGAUUGCAAAGUUGAUGCAGACCACCUUUUCCCUGCGACGCAAAGAGGUCAUCAAUGAUGACUUGCCUGUUGGAGAGAUCCUGGAGCGCUGGCCUGCCCUAAAGAUGGAGUCACAGAUUUGUGCAGAGUUUCACAGAAUCACAAACAUCAACCUGAAGAACCACUUCUAUUCUGAGUUAGACAGACAUGUCCCUCGUCUUCAGAGUUUGUUCAGGAAGAAAGCUGCGCGCACAGGGAAGGUGUCUGAAGUCCUGGAUCAGCUCUUCAACACUUAUGACCGCCAGGAACAAGUUGACGUCAAUGUCCUCCGUGCUGCCGUCCUCCGUGCUCUCCCUACAUAUCUGCAUGAGGAUGACUCCGGAUUUCUGAAGCUGUGGGAUCGCCAAACUUUGAGAAGCCCUUUAAACUUCAGGUGGACGCAAGUGGAGUUGGUGCAGGAGCUGUACUGUUGCAAGAAGGGAAGGGGGCUAUUGAUCAUCCAGUCUGCUUCUUCUCCCGGUUUGGCGUCAUCUGGUGGUUGGCGGUGGCAUGCCUGCUGGUCGUGGGGAGACUCGCCAGCUGGUCGCGGGGAGACUCGCCCACCUGCCUGCUGAUUGCGGAUGGGCUUCACCUGGGUGGAAGGGCAUACAAACCGGGCUGCCAGAGCUUUCAGGGGGUUCCUCGGGACAGAUUGGACUUAUCUCCCUCUGCUCUUGCAUUUUUUUGGUGGUUCUGAAAUAAACUAAAACCUAAG